Messenger RNA from Mytilus trossulus (common blue mussel), 6460 nucleotides. Its product is annotated as EF-hand calcium-binding domain-containing protein 6-like. Lineage: Eukaryota; Metazoa; Mollusca; Bivalvia; Mytilida; Mytilidae. Gene Ontology annotation, molecular function: calcium ion binding. The record is from RefSeq and is a predicted model, not a curated record. Gene Ontology annotation, cellular component: nucleoplasm. The transcript is spliced from 30 exons. Bases 136 to 4725 code for a protein of 1529 amino acids.
UAGAGGACACCACUAACGCUUCAUGACAACGGAAGUGAACACAGUUGGCAACGAUACGCUUGACUCUUUGAUCAUGUUUUAACAUUUAUGGCACCAAUCAUUGUCAACACAGGAUAAAUACAUAUAGAUGUCAGGAUGUCAUCUGCAGCUGUCAUGCCAAUCUUUUUACCUGACUCUCAGGGUGCACCUUUAACAGAGAGACCUUCUGUUAAAAACAGUGGAAACAGACUUAGAUCCGGGCGGAAUGGUCCUCCAUCUUCUCUCGGUUCUCCUAGCUCUGUUCAAUCUCCUAAUGCCAGUCUAUCUAGUAUAGAGAUAGAGGCUUUAAUGAGAGAGAAGGUGAGGACCAAACACCAAGACAUAAUGCAGGCCUUUAUGACCUAUGAUAUUGAAAACAAUGGGGGUGUAACAAAAGGAGAAUUUAGAAGGGUAUUAGAAUCCUUUUGUUUCCCCAUGACCACUGAACAGUACGAUGCGGUCGUGGCAAAGGUUGAAAAGAACUCUAAUAACACUGUGAAGUAUGGUGACUUCCUGAACAAGUUUUAUGGUCAACACAGACCUCCUACCUCACAGAGUAGGAUUGGUGGCUUUCAGAAGAUGAUGAUGCCACCUGCAUCAGCCAGAGAGAUCAAUGUUGACAUGAUAGAAAAGAUGCUUAGAGAUAAGAUAAGUGGUAAUGUGAAGCCAGUUAUAAAAGCCUUACAGUUAUUUGACUACAACAGGGAUGGAAAGAUCCAGAGACAUGAAAUGAGACGUGUGAUAGAAAACUAUUGCUUUAAACUGAAUGAUCAACAGUUUGAUAAACUGUGGCAGAGAUAUGAUUUUCACCACACUGGUAUGGUGAAUUACAAAGAAUUUUUACACAGAUUAGGAAUAGCUGUAGCCAAUCAAAUUAGACCAUUACCUGACAAUGCUAAAGGAGCCUUAGUAUGGCAACAGCAGGGACCACAACAGUCAGGAAAACACUUUAAACAGAGGAGAGAUGAUGAAAUGGCUUUACAGAAAAUGAACUUUAAUCAGAUAGAACUGGAAUUCAGAAAUAGGAUGAGAGUCAAUCAUUUGAAUCUGAAGAAAAUAUUUUUAUCAUUUGACCGACAUUUAGAUGGUUUUAUUAACUUGGAUGAUUUGAAGUCGAUUCUGAUCCAGUUCACAAUACCUAUGUCUGAUCAGUUGUUCACACAGCUCAUGGAAAGAUGUGGUGUGAGAGGAAGCACCAAGAUAUCAUGGGAAUCGUUUCUAGAUAAGUUCCAAGAUGCACAAUCCAAUGGGAAUGGACAAACACUGCCAAUUAAACCUGCCCACAGAUUUAACCCAAUUCGAGAAGGUAUGAAGACUAUAGAAGUAGAAGAUAUUUGGAAGCUGUUGUACAAACAUGUACAGAACCAUUAUCCAUCAUUGAAACAGGCUUUCCUGGAAAUUGAUGCUACCAGGAAGGGAAGAAUUACCAGGAAAGAGCUGAGGAAUAUUAUAGAGAAAUUUACAUUCCGUCUGGAUGAUGAACAGUUUAAACAACUGAUGUUGAAAUUAGAUCCAUUUCAUACCAACAACAUUUCUUAUCAUCAGUUUCUGGAGCUGUUUGAAGAAACAGAUGAUUUGAAGGAAGGUCAUAAAUGGUUAAAAUCAACACAUAGAUUUAAUGAAAACACAAAACCUGUUGUAAUGGCAUGGGAAACAAUUGAAGAAAUAUUAAGAGAAAAAAUUACAGAGAAUUGGAAGAAUGUUAGUGGUGCAAUUAUGGACCAUGAUCAUAGAAGGGAAGGAAAAAUAGCUGCCUCUAAAAUGAAGAAAGUUAUAGAUUUAUAUGUACUUCCUGUAUCGGAUAGUCACUUUGAAAAUAUGUUAAGUAGAUGUAAAGACUGUGGAAAUGGAAAAGUAAAUUAUAUAGAAUUCCUGGAGAAUUUAAAAGUAGAUGUCCGUCCUGGUGAUCUUAUUGGUCUCAGCCAUCAAAUCACAAAUGGAUGUGACCAGCGGGAAAAUGAUCGACUUGGAGAACAAGUUAUAAGACAAUAUAAGAAUUCUAAGAGAGAAAGAGAUAGAACAGGAAUGAUGACCGCUGAUGAAGUCAUUAUUAGGUUAAAAGAUCGAAUGUCACAGCACACAAUACAGAUACGCCAGUCUUUCCUGCAAUUUGAUAAAAGUGGACGAGGAAAAGUUUUCAAACGACAUUUUAGAGAGGUUCUAGCUAGCUAUGGUAUGGUAAUGUCAGAUGAACAGUUUCAAGAGUUGACAAGAAUGUUGGGAUUUGAGAAUGGUUCCUUGUCGUACACUGAUUUUAUCCAAGCUUUUGAAGAUCCACGUAUACAAGGACCUGGAGAGGAUAUACAAAGAAGUGGAAACCAUCGAGUCAACCCAAUCCGUGGUGAUGAGGAAGGAAUGACUGCUGAUCAGGUGGAGGCUAAACUAAGACAAAAACUUAGAGAAAACUUUGCUAAUUUAAGAGCAGCAUUUUAUAAGUUUGAUGAUGAUCACAAUGGACUAAUAAACAAAAGAAAUUUCAGAAGAAUAUUAGACUCAUUUAUGUGCAUUAUGUCAGAAAGUGAAUUUGAAAUUUUAUGUAAAAAAUUAGGAAUCAGUAAAAAUACUAAGAUAUCAUAUGAAGAAUUUCUACAGAAAUUUGAGGUCAGAGAUACAGCAGAAGGUCAUAAAUGGCUCAACUCAGUUCACAGAUGGAAUGAAACACUGCCCACACCUGAAUUUACUGCAGAAAACGCCUUUGAAGCAUUACGAGAAAAAGUUCAUUUACAGUGGAGAGACAUAGCAAAGGCCUUUAUGUCUGUUGAUUCUAGUGGUAGAGGUAUAGUGACGAAAAGAGACCUCAGAGAGCUAUUAUUUAAAUUUGUUCUACCAAUGGGACCUGAGGAAUUCAAAAAGCUUUGGAAAAUGUAUGAUGAUUCAGGUAAAGGAUACAUCACACAUCAUGAUUUACUGGCAAAGAUGGGUGUGUCAGAACAUUUUACACCAUCUGAUGAUGUGGGUACCAGUACUAAAAUUAUUGAUGAUAGUAAACGAACUUUACUGGAUCAUAAUGAAACACAACUGAGGAAACAAGAGAGGAUAACUCUCCAUCAGGCUCAGAGAACUGCAUUUAUGCCUGCUGAACAAGUAGCUAGGCAGCUAAGGGACAAGAUUCGUGAUAAUUAUAAUGAUUUCUACUCAGCCUUCAGAAAGUAUGAUACAAAGAAAAAGGGUUCAUUAUCAGUCAGUGAAAUACAGCAAGUUCUCAAUGAUCACAACUUGUUUAUGAAUGAUGAAGAAUUCUUCAGAUUGAUGGACUCAAUUGGUUUGAGAACAAAUCGAAGUAGAUUGAAUUAUGAGGAAUUUUUACAUGCAUUUGAGGAUGGAAGGAAAUCCAGUUAUGGUAAUCGACCAACCAAAAUAGAUAUUGUAGAAAAUCAUGGUUUGUCGCCACAGGAUGCUGAAAACAGGGUCAGAGAAACCGUUGCUCAACAAACAGAUGUCUUAGGAAGGGCUUUUGGAUCCUUUGACAAGAACGGGUCAAAUCUGAUACCAGCAGAAGAUUUCAGAAGGAUUCUGGACAUAUUUGUAUUCAAAAUGACAAACCAGCAAUGGAAACAUCUGUUAUCAAAGUUACAAACCACAGAUAACAUGAUCAACUAUGCUUUAUUCCUGGACCAAUAUAACCAAACAGAACAAGAAGACACAGAAAAAUGGUUGGCGGCUCUUCAGAAAUCUAUCCGAGAUCAGACUCCAACUCUAUUAAUGAUAGAUGACCUCCAGGAUUGUAUCAGAGAGGCUGUUCAAGGUCAUUUCUACCUCCUUACACAAGCAUUUACAGAUGUGGACUAUGCUGGAAUUGGUGCUGUCACCAAAGAAGAUUUCAAAAACCUAUUCACUAAGAAUAUUAUGAGAACAUCUGAUGAACAGUUUGAAAAACUUUGGGGCAGUUUACCAAUAAAUGAUUUUGGAAAUCUAGAUUAUAAAGAAUUCUUACGAAGAUAUGCAGGAGAUAAACCAGAACUUAAACAAAGUGUGCAUAGACCAUCAUCAACCAUGCCUCGUGCUUGUCCCCCUAGUAGAGCAAUGAGUAGAUCAAUGACACAGCUUGAUUUUGGCCGAUCAGGAAGUAGAAUGCAGAUGUCUAGAGCUCGUUCUCGUCUAUCAACACCUAUGAUUAAUGCUGAAACAGCAGAAAAUAUACUAAAAAAUACUGUAUUUAGAAACUGGAAAAAUAUUCAGAGACAUUGUAGAAACCAAGAUCAACAAAAUACAGGAACAAUUAAAGUUGAACAACUAAGAGAUAUUUUGAUAGCUAAUGGUGUGGAUAUGCCAGAAGAAGAGUUUUUUGAUUUGAUGACUAAGUAUGACUUGAAAGAAAAUGGAACGUUUGCAUAUGUAGAAUUCUUACGCCAUUUCAUAUUAUCACUGAAACCAAAGGAAGAAACCAAUUUGAUGUCAAGAAGAAAACUGCCACCUACAAGGGCUUCGAUGUCAGCUGGCCACACAAGUAACAAUUUCUUUGAUGCAAUGAUACGUGUCAGGGACUGUGUCUUAGAGCACUGGAAGGAGAUGAGAAGAACAUUCAGAAAUGUGGAUAGUGGUAAUACAGGGAUAGUGGACUCAUUAGAAUUUAGACAAAUUUUACGUCAGUUUAAUGUUAAUCUUUCAGAGGAAGAAUUUUUCCAUCUUUUAUCUUACUAUGACAAAAAUUUGGACGGUAAAGUUAGUUACAAUGACUUUAUAAGGGCAUAUUUACAGCAUGCAUGAGAAAAUGUACCGACUACUAUUGUGUAAAAUGCAAUCAUGUUAUGUUUCGUCCAUUGUCCUUUAUAGGCAAGAAUUAUGAUUAGAAGUGUGUAACUUUUUGAAAGUGAUGAACGAAAUAUAGGAAUGAGAGAUUGUGAUAAUCCUUGGCAAAACAAUGAAGUGUCAAAAUGGCUUGGAAAAUUUCCCAGUCAUUUUAAUUGAAAUAUGCAAUAUUGAAGUCUCUAUAAUUGUGAUAAUUUUUUUUAAAGUGCUAUUCAUGGUUAAGUGUGCUAAGUUCUUGACAGUUGCUUUUGUAAGUUUAAGAUUUUCAAUUGUCACAUGUAAUAAACAAAAACUUCAUUCCAGUAUAAAUUGGGAUUGACAUUUGACCAUUUAAUACAGGUACUGAAAAUUUGAAUUUCAAUUAAGUGACCUAUUGUUUUCUCAGUAUCUUAAUACAUUAAAAACAUAGCCAAUGCAUUCUAAGAUCUACUCCUAUGCUAUUUCUUACCCAUAUCUAUUUAUGGUUAGCAUGAUGGUUACAUUGACAGUUUGAUUUCUGUGUCUGAGCAAGGGCAGCGGUUUACAUCUUCUCCUCUACAGGGUAUUUCUUCAUCCUUUUAUCCAUUGGCCCACUCGAAUGGAGGAAUACUGGCAUUUAAAUUGCACACACAUGUGUAGAACAGUAAUCAGUAGGAGGCAGUUUUGAAGAAUCAUGAAGAGAAAAUAUUAACAAUAAAAGUAAAUGCAAAAGAAGGUCCCUGUAGAGCCAGAUGUCCUUAAUCAUUUUAAAUUUCCAAUGGUUGAUCCAGAGGGAGGGGUUCUGGAGGUUUGAACUCCCCUUUUUCCUCGACGAUUAAUGCAUAAUGAAUAGGGACCCCUUUAUCCUGGGUUGGACCUCCAUUUGAAAAUGGCUUGAUCCAUCCCUGAUUUCACUCCCUGCUACCUGUCAUAAUUCAAUGUGUCACUAUGUGAUUACUGAAAAUUCUAAAUUCUUUGGCCUAUGGCAUUGACCUCUUACCCUAGAAAUUAUAAUUAUGCUAAUAUCAACCCCUUUAUAGUAUUGUGACUUCAGCAUUGAAAUUUUAACUAAUUUAGGUAUAUUUUUGUAUGUUCUUGUAAUACAUUGUGUUUUUUGUUGUAUGAUCAAACACAUGUUUAUCUUGCACCAAUCAUUUUAUUGCCUCAUCAUGUUAUCUGUGAUAAAUCUAUUGUUGAUUAUCUUCUGUACAUAUUUAUAUUACACUAUUUUAGAUAGUUUUAUUUUUUAUUACGGCUGUUAUAGUUCUACCGUUUUUUAUAUAUAUAAUUGAUCUUUUUGAACUAGUCUUUUUAGAAUCUCUAUUAUGGGGAGUAUAAGUUAUAUUUACAUUUAUGCAGGGUUUCUGGUUAUGCAAGGGUUUACACUGUAGAAUAUUGCUAAGAUUGUAGGGAACAGUUUACAUGGCGCCUUUAUCCAAAUGUCAAUAAUCCUUGAUUGAGAGAAUUGUGAUAACGAAAUUUUCAUUUUACACCAAUUUUAAAUCUAUAAAUCACACCUUUUUGUCACAGUCCUAAAUGUUGUCUGAAAAGUCAAAUCAAAGAAUUUAAUUUAUACUUUUGAGAUUGAAUAUUGUUAUAUUCUUAUACUGCCUUUCAUACACUUGCAUACAGAACUUAUUAUACUGUCAUUCUGUUUGUUUUUGCCUGUGAUAUAUGUACUAUUUCAUGUUUGUCAGUAUUAUUACAGUUGAAAAUAAAAGUUUUAACUGUUAAA